UAGACUCCUCAUUCCAAAAAAAAACGCAAUUUAUGCGUUGGGUAGUUCUUUAAUAAGGUGUUACCGCUACUACGACAAUGCCUACAACAAAGGAUUUAACGUUGACUUACGAUGCACUUAACGAGGAAAGGACGUUUUCCGAGGGAGACACUUUAACGGGCACAGUGACGAUGUGUUUGAAAAAAGACACGAAAGUUAAAUCCUUUUUCGUCAAACUUAAAGGCGACGCAAAUGUGCGUUGGAGCCAAGAGAUUGGUGAAAACCAACUCAUUCAUACUGCACACUGGAGGUACUUUAAACUUAAACAAUAUUUGAUUCCUGAAAACACUAAAGACACUGAAAUCUCCAAGGGAAAUCACUCGUAUAAAUUCAGCUUCAAAAUUCCAUCCGGGAGUAUGCCCUCAUCCUUCUGCGGGUUGUUUGGUAAGAUCGUCUACAAGUUGGAAGCCAAGCUUUCAAUGAGCUGGAGGUUGGACAGCAAUGUAAAACAGGAGAUCAACUUUGCAUCGAAGGCCAUUUCGAACUUCAGCCACCUGAUGACCCGCCAGGUUGGCCAAGUCGAUAAAGACAUAGGAAUCUUCUCCAAAAGAUCCGUACACAUGGAGGUGUUUGUGGAGAGCGGAGUCUACGCCCCGGGUCAAACUGUGGCAGUUACUGUUAAAGCCAAAAACACAUCCUCAAAAGACGCGACCCCCAAGUUCUCUUUGAAUCAGUAUGUUACGUACCGUGCGCACGGCUUUACAAAGUUCAGUUGUGGUGAAAUCUGUAAGUUAGUUGGGGAGGUUAUUGAGAAGGAAAGUGAAAAAACAGUCACUUGUGCAUUGAAGAUCCCUCCUGACACGAUCCUAUCCAUCCAGAACUGUGAAAUCCUUUCAGUUGAAUAUAAUUUUAAGGUGUACUUGGACAUCAGCUUUGCCACAGACCCAGAGAUCAAUUUUCCACUGGUCAUUGCCCCUUCCGGCUCCAUGUUAAACCCAGGGCCCGGGGGAAUGAACCAGCCGUACCCCCCUGUAGCAUACGGGGGCCCAAGCAACAGCGACAAUCCUCCCCCCGCCGCCUGCUUUCAGCCAGCUCCGCAUCAGCAGGCCUAUGGUCCCUCAGCAGGGACCAUAGGCCUGCUGAGCGACCAUAGGCUGAGGGACCAUAAGCCCCUCAGCCUAUGGUCCCUCUUGGGGGGCUUCGGCCGCUCAGCAGCCUUCGGGCCCCAAGCAGCCUUCGGGUCCCAAGUAGCCUUCGGGUCCCAAGCAGCCUUCGGGCCCCAAGCAGCCUUCGGGCCCCAAGCAGCCUUCGGGCCCCAAGCAGCCUUCGGGCCCCAAGCAGCCUUCUGGCCCCAAGCAGCCUCCAUGCCCCCAGCAGCCUCCGGGCCCCCAGCAGCCUGGGGCCCAGGCCCCGCUGCGACUGGUGCCGUGGGAGCAGCUUACUACCAGCACGUGCCACAGAACAAGUCUCCGUAUGGACCCCCGGCCCAGCCCUCAGCGCAACCCCCAGUUCUCCAGGGCCCUCCUCCACCGGCGGCUCCGGGGGCUCUGCCCUCUGCGCCGACGUUCGGCCCCGGCCAGUACGCCCCGCCGUCGUUGGCCUCCUGCUACAACGGCCCCACGUAUAGCAUGCCACCGCAAAUGCCGGGGAUGGGCACCGAUUUUCUAUCCCGACAAAAUGAAGAACCUCCUUCAUAUCUGUCUAUAUUCCCCCCGGUAACCAACGAUAAACCGCCAAAAUAAUUGAACAGAAAGCGCUGAUGAUUCAAUAUCCCUACAAUGGACCAGUUUAUAUUGAAGACUAUUCAGCCAUGCAUGUAUGGCAGAAAUGUGUGACACAUUUGAAAAUAUAAGAAUUUUAAUUAUUAUACACUAUACGUAUAAAUAAAGUAUGAUCAGUAUCAUGCCUACAUGCUACAUGAAAGGGUGGAAAAACUGUUGGACUUACUAAUAUUAAUCGUUCGUUUUAAAUAAUCCUGUAUCGUCGACAUUUCCUGUUCUCUUUUCUUUCACUUUCCAGGAAACAAGGUCCUACUGAACUUGGGGCAUUAUGAUAUGGUUGAUCACCCACUCUUUGCUUAUUCAAAAAUCAAAUCCCUUAUAUGAUCCCUUCACUUGCCAUUUAACAUUUCUUUACAUCUGAAACUGUGUCUUUAUGAAAACAUAAUUUCAACCUCACUUUGCACUAACCACAUUUUCUGUUUAGUUAAAGUGUUAAAGGCGGGUUAUCUACCACCAGGACAGGCAAUGGCCAGGAAGUUUUGGGGGUCUCUGUGAGUGGCUAAACUGUGUGUGUGUGUGUGUGUGUGUGUGUGUGUGUGUGUGUGUGUGUGUGUGUGUGUGUGUGUGUGUGUGUGUGUGUGUGUGUGUGUGUGUGUGUGUGUGUGUGUGUGUGUGUGUGUGUGUGUGUGUGUGGUUAAGCUGGUUGCGAACUUGGUGGAAUCGCUAGUGCAUCCGGUCCCAGACCGGAAGUUGUGGGGGCUCUGUGAUUGGUUAAACAGUGCGUGGGUGUGUGUUCUUUGUCAAACCAAUUUGUAUUAGUUUCCUAACUUGUUUGAGAGUAAUAAAAAAGUCUAUGUCUUU
This is a messenger RNA of Gadus morhua (Atlantic cod), 2561 nucleotides long. Its product is annotated as arrestin domain-containing protein 3-like. Gene Ontology annotation, cellular component: cytoplasm; plasma membrane. Bases 78 to 1721 code for a protein of 547 amino acids. The record is from RefSeq and is a predicted model, not a curated record. Lineage: Eukaryota; Metazoa; Chordata; Actinopteri; Gadiformes; Gadidae. Gene Ontology annotation, biological process: protein transport. The transcript is spliced from 6 exons.